This is a messenger RNA of Gracilinanus agilis (Agile Gracile Mouse Opossum), 3677 nucleotides long. It is a transcript of the gene NDST2, whose product is annotated as N-deacetylase and N-sulfotransferase 2. Lineage: Eukaryota; Metazoa; Chordata; Mammalia; Didelphimorphia; Didelphidae. The record is from RefSeq and is a predicted model, not a curated record. The transcript has 16 exons. Gene Ontology annotation, cellular component: Golgi apparatus. The coding region runs from base 318 to 3164 and encodes 948 amino acids. Gene Ontology annotation, molecular function: deacetylase activity; heparan sulfate N-sulfotransferase activity.
GUGGGAACCCGGGGGGUCCGGGGACACGGCGGAACCCGGCGACCGCGGAGACACCGCCCCGCCCGCCGGGUCCCUCUCAUGUGAGCAGCUCUGGGGCUGUGGUUGCCCUUCACUCUUUGCAUUGAGUGGUGAAGAAGCUUGUUUUCAGAAGACGAAUCAUCCACUGAAGCAGGAGGUGAUAGCACCAGAGCCACAGAGCUUAGACUGCCCACUGAUGACCGUGUGAGAAGCCCAGCCGGUGCCUGCAGGGAGCAUUGGCAAGCCUUGCAGCCCAGAACCAUGGGCCAAGGGCCAUGGUGACGUGAGGCUAAUGGAGCAUGCCCGGCCCCCCCCUUGGUCUUUCCUCACCUAUACUAAGGGAGCUCUGCUCUACCCCUUCACACCUCCAGAGAGCUGAUCUCUGCUUCCUCUUUGAGAGAGCCUCUCUCUUCUGUCUUAUCCUAUUCCUCAACAGCUCCAGGACCUCCCCAAGAACCUCAGUGCCCUCCUCCCCACUUCCUCCUUCCCACGCCAUGCUCCAGCUGUGGAGAGUGGUACGUCCAGCCCGGCAGCUGGAGCUGCAUCGUCUGGUGCUGCUGCUUAUUGCCUUCAGCUUGGCCUCUAUGGCCUUCCUGGCCUACUAUGUGUCUACCACCCCCAAGGCCAAGGAGCCCCUCCCCCUGCCCCUGGGUGACUGCAGCAGCAGUGGGGCAGCUGGGCCUGGGCCAGCUCGGCCCCCAGCCCCACCUUGGCCUCCCCGGCCCUCAGAAACAGCUCGCACUGAGCCUGUGGUGCUAGUGUUUGUGGAAAGUGUAUACUCACAGCUUGGCCAGGAAAUUGUGGCCAUCUUGGAAUCCAGCCGUUUUCGAUAUAGCACAGAGCUAGCCCCUGGCCGGGGAGAUAUGCCCACGUUGACUGAACGUGCCAGGGGUCGAUACGCUCUUGUCGUCUAUGAGAAUCUGCUUAAAUACGUCAACCUGGAUGCUUGGAGCCGUGAGCUUUUGGACCGAUACUGUGUGGAAUACGGGGUGGGCAUCAUUGGCUUUUUCCGUGCCCAUGAGCACAGCCUGCUCAGCGCCCAGCUCAAAGGCUUUCCUCUCUUCCUACAUUCCAAUCUGGGGCUGCGUGACUAUCAGGUGAACCCUGCUGCUCCCCUGCUGCACCUCACUCGGCCUAGUCGUUUAGAACCUGGGCCCCUGCCUGGAGAGGACUGGACAGUCUUCCAGUCCAACCACAGUACAUACGAGCCAGUGCUGCUGGCCAGCCCUCGCCUGGCUGAAGCCUCUGCCCUGGGCCCGGUCCCCCGCCGUGCCCGCCUGCCCACGGUGGUACAGGACCUGGGGCUACAUGAUGGCAUCCAGCGGGUGCUUUUUGGGCACAGCCUCACCUUCUGGCUUCACAAACUAGUCUUUGUGGAUGCUGUCGCCUACCUCACUGGGAAGCGCCUCUGCCUCGCCCUCGACCGCUAUAUCCUGGUGGACAUUGACGAUAUUUUUGUGGGCAAGGAAGGCACCCGGAUGAAGGUGGCCGAUGUUGAGGCCUUGCUCACUACACAGAGCAAACUCAGGGCGUUGGUCCCCAACUUUACUUUCAAUUUGGGCUUCUCUGGCAAGUUCUACCAUACAGGGACAGAGGAGGAGGAUGCAGGGGACGACAUGCUCCUGAGGCAUCGCAAGGAGUUCUGGUGGUUUCCCCAUAUGUGGAGCCAUAUGCAGCCACACCUGUUCCACAAUCGUUCUGUGCUGGCCGACCAGAUGAGACUCAACAAACAGUUUGCUCUGGAGCAUGGGAUCCCCACGGAUCUGGGGUAUGCAGUGGCUCCCCACCACUCGGGCGUGUACCCCAUCCACACACAGCUCUAUGAGGCCUGGAAAUCUGUGUGGGGGAUCCAGGUGACCAGCACCGAAGAAUAUCCCCACCUCCGCCCUGCACGCUACCGGAGAGGCUUUAUUCACAAUGGCAUCAUGGUCCUGCCGAGACAGACAUGUGGUCUCUUCACUCACACCAUCUUCUACAAUGAGUAUCCUGGUGGCUCUCGAGAGCUAGACCGGAGCAUCCGUGGUGGAGAGCUCUUCCUGACUGUUCUGCUUAACCCGAUCAGCAUCUUCAUGACCCAUCUAUCUAACUAUGGGAAUGAUCGGCUGGGCCUGUACACCUUUGAGAGCCUGGUGCGCUUCCUGCAGUGCUGGACCCGGCUGCGCCUGCAGACUCUGCCCCCGGCCCCCUUGGCGCAGAAGUACUUUGACCUCUUCCCUCAGGAACGCAGCCCGCUCUGGCAGAACCCCUGUGAUGACAAGAGACACAAAGACAUCUGGUCCAAGGAGAAGACGUGUGACCGGCUCCCCAAGUUCCUCAUUGUGGGGCCCCAGAAGACGGGAACCACAGCGGUCCACUUCUUCCUGAGCCUGCACCCCGCUGUGACCAGCAGCUUCCCCAGCUCUAGCACCUUUGAGGAGAUCCAGUUCUUCAAUGGCCCCAAUUACUACAAGGGUAUCGAUUGGUACAUGGACUUUUUCCCAGUCCCCUCCAAUGCAAGCACUGACUUCCUGUUUGAGAAAAGCGCCACCUAUUUUGACUCCGAGGUUGUGCCACGUCGAGGAGCGGCCCUUUUGCCCCGUGCUAAGAUCAUCACAGUACUGACCAAUCCCGCUGACCGGGCCUACUCCUGGUACCAGCAUCAGCGAGCACACGGCGACCCUAUGGCCCUGAACCACACCUUCUACCAAGUGAUCUCAGCCCCGGCCCAGGCGCCUCCUGCACUGAGGGCCCUGCAGAAUCGCUGCCUCAUCCCUGGCUACUACUCCACUCAUCUGCAGCGCUGGCUCACCUACUACCCCUCUGGGCAGGUGCUGAUCGUGGAUGGACAGGAGUUACGCACAAACCCAGCAGCUUCCAUGGAAAGCAUCCAGAAGUUCCUGGGUGUCACCCCUGUUCUCAACUACACAAGAAGCCUCAGGUUUGAUGAGGGGAAGGGAUUCUGGUGCCAGGGGCUAGAGGGUGGCAAGACACGAUGCCUGGGCAAGAGCAAAGGACGGAGGUACCCAGACAUGGACCCUGAGUCCCGCCUUCUUCUGGUUGACUUUUUCCGGGACCACAAUUUGGAAUUGUCUAAAUUGCUGAGUCGGCUCGGGCAGCCACUGCCUUCUUGGCUUCAGGAGGAGCUGCAGCGUUCGGGCCUGGGCUGAGCAUCCAGACCCACGGAUAUCCUACAAGAGGUCCCUUGAGGAUAGAAGACCAACAGGGACACCAGGCUAGCUCAGUCACUCCCCCUUCUAUCUCAGUGCCGUCAGGCCUGGGUGGGCAAGGAGGAGAUAGGAGCCUGGCUUUUUUUUCUACGACUUUUAAGCCCUUAUGAAGGGACCCACUCGUGCAUCCUUUCUGGGGCCCAAGGCCCAACCUGAUCAGGGCCCUUCUGUUUACGGGGAGGAAGGAUAACUGCUAGGUGGACAGCUGGGAAGCGAUCGCCUCUAAUGACUGCCAGCCCACAUUCCCAGCAGCACAUCUCUACUUUCCUCAGAGGAGGCAGCCUCCGAGAUCAUGCAGGUUCUCUUGCUUUUAUGAACCCUUCAAUCAAAGGGGUCACCCUGCAGUCUGGCCUCCCUAUGUCAUUCACAUUGAAUGGGGGUGAGGUCAGAGAGCAGCUCCUGGAGCUGAGAAUAAGGCUAGGAAGAUCCUUAAUAAACAUCAUUAUUUUUCUG